Messenger RNA from Macrosiphum euphorbiae (potato aphid), 594 nucleotides. Lineage: Eukaryota; Metazoa; Arthropoda; Insecta; Hemiptera; Aphididae. The record is from the annotation of a GenBank genome assembly.
AUGGCAAAUAUUUUACUCUUAGAUAAUAUAGACUCAUUUACUUAUAAUCUUGUAGAACAACUAAGAAACCAAAAAAAUAAUGUUUUAAUUUAUCGUAAUACAGUAGAUAUUCAUAUUAUUUUAAAAUCUCUUAAAGAACUAAAAAACCCUAUUCUAAUGUUAUCACCUGGUCCUAGUUUACCUAAAAAUGCUGGGUGCAUGUUAGAUUUGAUAAAAAAAGUUAAAGGUCAUAUCCCUAUAAUAGGAAUUGGUUUAGGUCAUCAGGCAAUAGUAGAAGCUUAUGGUGGGAUUAUUGGAUAUGCAGGUGAAAUAUUCCAUGGUAAAGCAUCACUGAUCAACCAUGACGGUUUAGAGAUGUUUAAAGGCAUAACUCAACCAUUACCUGUUGCUCGAUAUCAUUCAUUAGUCUGCAACAAAAUUCCAAAAAAUUUUAUAAUUAACUCGUAUUUUGAAAAAAUGAUUAUGUCUGUAAGAAAUAACUUAGAUCGAGUAUGUGGUUUUCAAUUUCACCCCGAAUCUAUUUUAACAACUUGCGGAGAUCAGAUAUUAGAAAAAAUAAUUAGUUGGGCAUCGUUAAAAUAUAUUAAAGAAUAA